Messenger RNA from Oncorhynchus masou masou (cherry salmon), 1736 nucleotides. RefSeq names its product NF-kappa-B-activating protein-like. Gene Ontology annotation, cellular component: nucleus. The coding region runs from base 151 to 1305 and encodes 384 amino acids. Gene Ontology annotation, biological process: regulation of gene expression. NCBI's taxonomy places the organism in Eukaryota, Metazoa, Chordata, Actinopteri, Salmoniformes, Salmonidae. The record is from RefSeq and is a predicted model, not a curated record. The transcript has 8 exons. Gene Ontology annotation, molecular function: chromatin binding.
AGUCCCACGGACAAAAUCAUUUCCCGUUUCUUAACUCACGUAGAAACAACGCUGUGUGGCCUAAACAGUAGAUUCGGUAGCUAGUCUUGUUUAUUCUUCGCCUACAUAUCGAAUUACGCUGUUCAUAUUAGUGGACAUAAGACGAAAGCUAUGCCUCUGUCCGAUCAAGAACAGAGAGGCCCCAGGAGACGACGACGGAGCCGUUCUGGCAGCGGCAGUCGAUCUCGCGACUCAAGUCCAGUCUUUGGGCCCAUGCCCAAGGCCCCCAGAUAUGAAGAAGACCUUAAACCUCCCCGAAUGUCCGAGAGAGAAAGAGAAAUGAGAGAGAGAAAUGCCAAAAGGUUUCGUACGGAAAACCCCCGCAGUCGUUCUAGAUCUCGAGAGAGGUACAGUAACCACAGCUGGUCCGAUCAGCGCGGUGGCGGCGCUGGUAGAUACGGAGGUGGUGGUGGCAGGAAUGAUUACUACGAACGGGAUGAUGCUCAACGCCAGAGACAAGACGCCUUCAUCUCCAGGCGGCUACAAGAGAGGGAGAGAAUUGGUGAACUCGGAUCACCUGAAGUCUGGGGCUAUUCACCAAGAGUAAUGGCACCAGACUCUGAUGAACAUACCCCAGUUGAAGAGGAUGUGAAAAACAGCAGCUCAGAUUCAAGCUCAUCCGAUGAUAAGAAGAAGAAAAAGAAGAAGAAGAAAUCCAAAAAGAAGAAGAACAAGAAACACUCCAAUGACAGCGAGUCAGAGUCGGACUCUGGUGAUGAGGAAGUGAAGAAGAAGAAAAAGAAGAAGAGCAAAAAGUCAAAGAAGUCCAAGAAGAGGAAGGCGAAGAAGAACCGCAAGCAGUCAGCGAGCGACUCCAGCAGCGACGGGUCGGAGGAGGACGCCAACGGGGAUCUGUGGGUGGAAAGGACCUGCAUCGACGAACACAUGGUGGGCCCUGAGGCCCCACUCACUCACCUGUCCCAGGAUGACAAGCCUCUCGAUUUUGGUCAUGCACUGCUGCCGGGUGAGGGUGCCGCUAUGGCAGAGUACGUGAAAGCAGGCAAGCGUAUCCCAAGAAGAGGUGAAAUUGGGUUGACCAGCAACGAAAUCGCAACCUUUGAGAUGUCUGGCUUUGUGAUGAGCGGUAGCAGACAUCGUCGUAUGGAGGCUGUGCGUCUGAGAAAGGAAAACCAGAUCUACAGUGCUGAUGAAAAGAGAGCUCUGGCAUCUUUCAACCAGGAGGAAAGGAGAAAGAGGGAGAGCAAAAUCCUCUCCAGCUUCAGAGAAAUGGUGUACAGGAAAACUAAAGGCAAAGAGGAGAAAUGAACCAGUUUCUCUCCUUUCAGAACUUUCAGCUUUGGAGAACAUUUUUUACAAACAUUAUCUUUCGUUGUUUAGUUUCCCAUCGUUUCAUGAUUUGAUAAUGUAAUUUUUUUUCCCCCUCUUUGUAUUGUGAAAUAGGCCUAUAUUUUAAGCAUCUGACACAGUGGACUAUUUUGUUUAUGUAGAAAGUUGUCGGAAAAUGAAUAUUGGAAAGGGCUUGUUUUCCUGGGGUCACAAAGCAAACACAAGAAUGGACCAGGAAGCUAUACUUAGCCUAAUACAAAAUGUCUCUAAACACUUACAAUAUUGUGCAUCCCAACAUAAAUCAAAUCCAUCCCUGAACCUUCUACCUAUUAAUGUAACUUUUAAUGUUGGAAAAGUGCCUGUAAAAUCACAAGUUACAUGUUCAGGAUUAAUAAAUCAUUUAAAAAAUA